Stomoxys calcitrans (stable fly) is the source of this 1197-nucleotide messenger RNA. It is a transcript of the gene Aprt, whose product is annotated as adenine phosphoribosyltransferase. Gene Ontology annotation, cellular component: cytoplasm. The transcript has 3 exons. Gene Ontology annotation, molecular function: AMP binding; adenine binding; adenine phosphoribosyltransferase activity. The coding region runs from base 404 to 940 and encodes 178 amino acids. Lineage: Eukaryota; Metazoa; Arthropoda; Insecta; Diptera; Muscidae. Gene Ontology annotation, biological process: AMP salvage; adenine salvage. The record is from RefSeq and is a predicted model, not a curated record.
UUUCUGCAACAUGUUUAUAGUCUAAUAUUUCAGUUGUUUCCCUUAUGAAAUUUUUACACAACUAAAUGUGCAAUGACUGACAACUCCAGUUCAUUCAACUUUUAACAGAUUUAUAAUGGAAUUAAUGAGGUAGCCUUUAAAUUAAAGAGUACUUUCUGGAUCUUUGGGGCGACGGCUUAAUACAUAUUUCUCGUAGGCGCCCCAACUAAUUGUCAACGCCUCCACUGCCUUAUCAGUAGGCAAAAUAAAAACAUUGCUGUGAAUAAAUUACCAUUAAGACUAUCUAUAGAACGAAGUAAAGCAAGAAAGCUUGUACAAAUAACAAUCACUGCCCAUUCAUCCACCCAACCAUCGAUAGUCCAAUUGGCCCCUGACCCCUUUAUCGAAGCGAUAGAACAAAAAGAUGAACAAUGAACAAAAAUUAGAGUACAUCAAUCAACAUAUAGGCGUUUACCCUGAUUUUCCUAAAAAGGGCAUACUAUUUCGUGAUAUCUUUGGCUCACUAACGGAUCCAAAGUCUUGCCAAUACAUCAAGGAUUUGCUGCUGGAUCAUGUGCGUGAAACUAAUCCCGAUGUGGAUAUUAUCGUAGGCUUAGAAUCUCGCGGAUUCCUUUUCAACCUAAUGUUGGCCUCUGAAUUGGGUGUCGGUUGUGCUCCCAUACGCAAGAAAGGAAAACUGCCGGGCGAAUGUGUUUCUGUGGAGUACACUUUGGAAUAUGGAACGGACAUCUUUGAAAUGCAAACUAAUGCCAUUAAGCCCGGCCAAAAGGUUUUGAUUGUUGAUGACCUAUUAGCCACUGGUGGUUCCUUGGAAGCUGCUGUGAAAUUAGUGCGUAAAGCUGGAGGUGAAGUUGUUGAAUGUUUGAUUAUUAUGGAACUGGCAUUCCUAGAAGGACGUAAAAAGGUGGACACAAAUGUUCACUCUUUAUUGAAAUACUAACCACAAGAUGUACGACAUCUUUGGGAUUCUUUUGUUGACAACCUACGGCACAAUGUUGAACAAUUGAUGGUUGAAAAUUCCAAAGAACGCUCUUGUUUUGGCAGCAUUAUAUUAAGAUCAAAUUACCAUAAAGCAAUGGACGUUACCUGAGACAAUGCAUUUACAUACAUACUUGUAAUGUUGUCAUAAUUUUGUAUAAGUUUUAAAUAUGUAGCUAUAUUUUUAAAAAUAUACAAAAUUUUACAUUUUCACUAUAA